AUGAUUUACCCCAAUCGUGAUUUCACGUUUGUCAGUCUUUUUUUCUUCCUCCUUGGGCUCUUUGUGAAUAAUUCAUGGGCCCGGGCUGCUCUAUUGAAUACAGAGUCGACUCUCAAUGCAGAUAAUUUCCGAUUUGAUCUGAGCUGGAGUGUUCCGAAGGAAGAUCAUGACCUAGCCUGCCGCGCCAUUGACCUUGCCUCCCGUACCGAUGGUUCAUAUUAUGCUGCGCGUGCGCAGAGGGGGAGCAACCUUGAGUGCGCGACCCAAAUGGAUAGUACUACUGCAUCGGCCAGGCUUGGUCAAGAUGUAGCAGCACAAGAUACGACAACGACCGAUAUGGAGAACGCUGGUUGGAUACUCAUUACGGACUCCGACUCGGAAAUCGCAAAUGAUCGGACGAGGAUUAGCGGCUACUUGGACGGAACUUUACUGGAUGGGUUGAGCGUGGAUUUGGCCAGUAAUGUUCCUGCAGAUUGGAAAUGGGUGGUUCGUGAAAGUGUGGUGCUCACAAAGGCUGAAUAUGACGAAGCGGUUGACAACCUCGAUGACAUGGCCGAAGCUCAGUAUAAAUGUUGGUACAACGUCGCAGGUGGCCUUAUCAUUGUGGACUAUGCAUGGGCCCCGUCGUAUAUUUACAAUGAAAACAAUGAUUACGAAUGGUGGCCUACAUCCAUCACAACAAGCACUAUCAAUGCGCUCACUGUUAGCAAGCUGUCCGAUGUGAUAUACAAUGAAUGGGCGAGCCAAGCGGGUUCGAGUGUUGAUACUUUGCAAUACGUCAUUCAGUUGAAUGUUGUGAAUGCCAAUUCGAGAAUUGUGAUGAACACGGCCAUACAGAAUCGGAAUAGUGACUGGUCGCAGCCCGAGGUCUUUAAACAGGGAUCCACAGAGUUCAACGCAUUGCUUGGAUCUCCAAAUGGCAAUCCCCAAGCGUGGCUCCUCAUCAAUCACAAGGCGGAUUUGGGUAUAAAGACAGUCCCCAGUAUUAUGUUAUGGACAAGUAGCACUAUCGUCGCAGGCGAGUCAAACACGAUUGAUGAUGAUGAUAAAGCGAAGGAGAGAAGUAUGUGCUGGGUUGAGGAAGAGGGCUACUACGGGCUGUGUCAGCAUAUGCUUUUCACUUUUGAUGAUGUGUCAUCUAGCGACGAGGACGCUAUGGACUUUUCUUAA
Messenger RNA from Penicillium malachiteum, 1170 nucleotides. RefSeq lists its product as uncharacterized. NCBI's taxonomy places the organism in Eukaryota, Fungi, Ascomycota, Eurotiomycetes, Eurotiales, Aspergillaceae. Bases 1 to 1170 code for a protein of 389 amino acids. The transcript is spliced from 2 exons. The record is from RefSeq and is a predicted model, not a curated record.